This is a messenger RNA of Enterobius vermicularis (human pinworm), 402 nucleotides long. Lineage: Eukaryota; Metazoa; Nematoda; Chromadorea; Rhabditida; Oxyuridae. The record is from the annotation of a GenBank genome assembly.
GCUGUCAAAUUGGUAACAGAUCGAACAUUGACUAAUUGCAAAAAUUUGAUUCUGUUUUUUUUUUGCAGUAUGUUCAACGACAUUGUACAGAAUGUGGAUCGGCUUGGCGAAGUGAUCGACAGAAUUCGACGACUUGGUCAGGCUCAUGCCCAUCUUAGUCAAGCUUGUUUGUUCCAUCCGGACAUCUGGGACAGACUUGGGGAGACACUGAUGGAGAAAUUCUCAACGCAUGAUGCAGUUCAGAAAACCAGAGAAGCUGGAAAAGCAUGGCGAAUUAUUAUUGCAACAAUAACGGGUGAACUACGAUACGGUUUUGUAAGCAAGGCUCGAUCUUAUACCAGGUAUAUACUUCUGCUUCUGCUUCUACUGCUACUGCUACUGUAUUCUGUUCUUAGAUGUUAG